Messenger RNA from Glycine soja, 1561 nucleotides. Its product is annotated as putative oxidoreductase C1F5.03c. NCBI's taxonomy places the organism in Eukaryota, Viridiplantae, Streptophyta, Magnoliopsida, Fabales, Fabaceae. Bases 110 to 1333 code for a protein of 407 amino acids. The transcript is spliced from 2 exons. Gene Ontology annotation, molecular function: oxidoreductase activity. Gene Ontology annotation, cellular component: cytoplasm. The record is from RefSeq and is a predicted model, not a curated record.
AAUGAUGAUAACUUGUUGCAGAUAGUUCUGGUCAGAAAACGUGCAGAAUAAAGGAGACAAGUGUCUGGUAAAAAAAGAGAGAAAAAAAAUAAAAUAAAAAAUAAGGCGAAUGAAUCUGGUGGCCUGGUGGGGAGUGGGGACUCCGCGAUCCUCGACAGUACAAUUUCACCGAGUUCCCAUCAGCAGUGCGAAGGGGAGUCCCAUGGCUGACCCCAAGCGAGUAGUUGUCUGCGGCGGCGGAGUCAUCGGAGUCUCCACCGCCUACUUUCUGGCGGAGAAGGGCGCCGACGUCACGCUCAUCGAGAAGUCCGACGUGGCAUGCGCCGCGUCCGGAAAAGCCGGUGGAUUCCUCGCCCUCGAUUGGUGCGACGGAGGACCGCUGGAAGAGCUAGCUCGCACGAGCUUCAAUCUCCACCGUUCGCUCUCCGAAGAACUGGACGGUCCGCGAUCGUACGGUUACAGAGCCCUCACCACUCUCAGCCUCACCGUUGCCGAAUCCGAAGGCUCCUCUUCUGCCACAUCAACGUUGCCGUCUUGGGUUAACGGAGCAGCUCGCAGUUGUAAAACGAUUGGAACACCAGAAACGACGGCGCAGGUGCACCCGCGGCUCUUCACUCGCGCGCUGAUUGAUAGAGCGGUGGAGAAGCAUGGGGUGAAGGUGGAGAUUGCCAAACUGGAACGGUUGGAAGUGGAAGAAGGACGAGUUGGAUCGGUGGUGCUUGAAGGAGGACGAGUUUUGGAAGCGGAUGCUGUUGUGUUGGCAUUGGGUCCGUGGUCCAGUAAGUUAGUUCUGUUAUCAUCGCUGUUUAGAGUUUAUGGGCUUAAGGCCCAUAGCCUUGUGUUAGAGCCCAGAGAACACAGUUCCAUAACUCCACACGCGCUUUCUCUCACUUAUUAUCCCUCCGGACGAGAAACACCUCUUGUUGACCUAGAAGUGUAUCCUCGUCCCACAGGGGAAGUGUAUUUGUGUGGGGUGGGGGAGGUGGAAGAGGUGCCGGAUGAUCCUGAGGAGAUAAGGAGCAACCCUGAAUGGAAAGAGUUGCUGAGGAGGGUGGCGAAGAAUGUGUCGAGCUAUCUUGGGGAAGAAGUGGCACGUGUGAAGGCAGAGCAAGCGUGUUUCUUGCCCUGCACUGAUGAUGGGGUACCUGUAAUAGGAGAGGUUCCAGGGGUGAAGGGGUGUUAUGUGGCCACAGGGCAUAACUGUUGGGGUAUUCUCAAUGGUCCUGCCACUGGUGCUGCUGUUGCUGAGCUUGUUGUUGAUGGACAUUCCAGCAUUGUUGCUCUUAAGCGCUUUAGUCCUGCUAGAUUCCUUGGGCUUUCUAGAAAGGCUUAGACAAACUGUUUCGUGCCUAGUAAAAAAUUUGUUACAUGAAAUGAUAUUUUUAAUUAAUUGGAUCAGUAGAAAAAGUGUAGUAACUGAUGCAUUUUCCUCCCUUGCCGAGACCCUUCUACAUUUUCAUGCCAUCAUCAUUAUGUAGUUUGAAAUAAAACAAUGUAUAUAAUCAGACUUGACCAGAAUUAUAUCUAUCGUCUAGCGCAGAUGACUGCAAAAUGUUUUUAA